AUGUCCUUGGCGACCAACUCUGCACAUCACCCGCAGCGGCACGAGAAGGUGGCAGCCUUUCGCAAAGCUUUGGACACAGCAGACGGACUUCCAGCUGAGCUGAGACAAGAUCUUUGCGCCUUGCCGGCUGGAGGAGUCUACGCCGAAGGAGUGCGAAAGGCCAGGAAGCCUCGUGCCGCCAGGCUCCAAGGGCCGGCCACCACCAUGCAAAGGAGCGAAGAGCUCAGAGCGCCAUCGAGCCCCGACGUGAGGGAGUUGCUGAGUAGUGCUCAGACCCAGGAGAUUGUAUUAGAACACAUUGACAUUAGCAUGAGUAGCAUUAGCACAGACUCCAACUACACCAUGCACGUGGCCAGCGCGGAAUCCGAUGAGGCUGAAACUGAAGCGCUGCUUGGGGCUUCUUCGGCUGAGUGCCUUUGGCUUCAAGAGAUUCCUUAUGGCGUGUGUACUUGCCAUCAGGAAAAGCGCCUGGUGGUAGAUCCCUGCUUGGGUCGCUUGGAGCUCCUUUGGGCAAAGGCACGCUUGGCUUUGGUCAUUCUGUCUGGCUUUGCCUUCGUGGCCCUGCUGGGUAGACUUGGGCACAACUGGCUAGAGAUGCGAUUGGCAAAGGGCGAGAUCCCUCCAAUGGAAGCCGCCCUUUUGAUUGGAGUCGUGAUGCCUGCGGCUUUGGUGGGAUUUUUGUGUGUCUUAGAGCACACUGAAUGGCGAUAUGUGCGCACGGUCUUCCCGACCUCCGAGCCGUAUACCCCGCUCCUUCACGAGCUCCUGCCUAGGCUUCGAAGACUUUGCCGCCUGUGA
Messenger RNA from Durusdinium trenchii, 798 nucleotides. The record is from the annotation of a GenBank genome assembly. Lineage: Eukaryota; Dinophyceae; Suessiales; Symbiodiniaceae.